Messenger RNA from Mangifera indica (mango), 1187 nucleotides. RefSeq names its product ran-binding protein 1 homolog a-like. NCBI's taxonomy places the organism in Eukaryota, Viridiplantae, Streptophyta, Magnoliopsida, Sapindales, Anacardiaceae. Bases 142 to 789 code for a protein of 215 amino acids. Gene Ontology annotation, molecular function: GTPase activator activity. The transcript is spliced from 4 exons. Gene Ontology annotation, cellular component: cytoplasm; nuclear pore. The record is from RefSeq and is a predicted model, not a curated record. Gene Ontology annotation, biological process: nucleocytoplasmic transport.
UAGACGCCACUUUGAACGUAAAAAACUCUCUUAAUAGUAUCUGUAUAAAAACCCUACUUGCGUUCUAGCCUCCAAAAACACUCAUCAGAGUUGAAUCAGCGAGUUAUCACAACCUCAGUCUUUAACUCAGAAAUCAAAUCUAUGGCCAGCACCGAGGGCGAUCACAGAGUAGAGGAGGAUGCACCACACAACGAAGAUGAAGACACCGGAGCUCAGGUCGCCCCUAUCGUCAAACUUGAGGAGGUCUCUGUUACUACCGGCGAAGAGGACGAAGAUCCUAUCCUCGAUCUGAAAUCCAAACUGUACCGAUUUGAUAAGGACGGUAAUCAGUGGAAAGAAAGAGGAGCUGGUACUGUUAAGCUUUUGAAACAUAAUCAGACCGGCAAGGUUCGUCUUCUCAUGAGGCAAUCCAAGACACUCAAGAUCUGCGCCAAUCAUCUUGUUUUACCGACGAUGUCUGUGCAAGAGCAUCCUGGUAAUGAUAAGUCGUGUAUCUGGCACGCCACUGACUUCGCUGAUGGGGAAUUGAAGGAUGAGCUUUUCUGUAUCAGAUUCGGAUCCGUUGAGAAUUGCAAAACCUUUAUGGAAAUGGUUACAGAAGUUGCUGAAUCCCAAAAAUCUAAAGAGGAAAAUAAGGAAGCAACUUCAACUGCCGGUCUUCUUGAGAAGUUGAGUGUGGAAGAAAAGAAAACUGAGGACAAAGCUGAGGAAGAGACCCCUGAAGCCAAGAAGGAAUCAAAAAGUGAAGACCCGGAGAAGAAAGUUGAGGAUCCUGCUUCCUCAACUUAAGCGGUUUGUGUAUGAUGAAGUCAGUUUGUUGACUACAUUUUGCCCAUGCCUUGGCGCUUAAAGCUGGUGAAAACAGUCGGACCAAUUUGUGGGGUUUAGUGGUUUGGGUCUAUGUCCAAUUUGAGUCUGUCAACAAUUGGUCGAGCUCUGGGUCAUGUUUGCAUGUUGAUGAUUGUGUUUUGUAGUUGGUAUUGUCAGAGAAGUUCAAGUAGGGCUUUUGAAAAAAAUUACUUUUUAUCAUAGUGAGUUCAAGUCAUAUUUUUUUAAAGGGUUUCUGAAAAAAAAAAUUUGCUAGAGUUUUUAUUGAGCUUUACUUCCGGAACUUUGAAGAGUUUGGAUUGUUAUUUGUUUUGCAGUGAUGAAAAUGAUAAAUAUAAUGUCACUGAGAAUUAGUGCCC